Messenger RNA from Colletotrichum truncatum, 345 nucleotides. RefSeq lists its product as uncharacterized. The record is from RefSeq and is a predicted model, not a curated record. NCBI's taxonomy places the organism in Eukaryota, Fungi, Ascomycota, Sordariomycetes, Glomerellales, Glomerellaceae.
AUGUCCGAGAGCCCAACAACCCCAGGACGCCAAAGGGACCCUAGUAGUCCUACCUUUACCGGCAUUCCUUCUAUUCUUACUGUGCUUCGAGAGCCAGAAUCCUUCUCAUCAGAUGACGAAGGGCGCGGGCAUCAUUAUCGCCAACAUUCUCCUGAGACAGCAUCCAGACUGGCACGAGAAACUCUAAUUAGCAUGUGCAAGACAAUCGGCCUUGUGGGUGCUCAACUGAACAAUGGCACAAACGACUCCGACUUCCAGCUUAGGCAACUGAUACACUUGGCACGUAACAUUUCAAAACGGUUGGACAGUCCUGAGAUCAAUGGCCAUCCUCCUCGAUUCGAAUAA